AUGAGCGCCGUCGCACUCUCGUCCGCCGCCUGGGGAGACGAGGGCAAGGGGAAGCUCGUCGACAUCCUCGCCCAGGAGUACGACAUCGUCGCGAGGUGCCAGGGCGGCGCCAACGCGGGCCACACCAUCUACGACGACGAGGGCAAAAAGUACGCGCUCCAUCUCGUGCCCUCCGGCAUCCUCAACGAGAAGGCCAAGUGCGUCGUGGGCAACGGCGUGGUGGUCCACCUCCCCGGUAUGUUCAACGAGAUCGAUACCCUCGAGAAGGCGGGGGUGAAGAUCGACGCAUCUCGCCUGGUCAUCUCCGACCGCGCGCACAUGCUCUUCGACCUCCACAAGGAGAUUGACGGCUUGCGCGAAGCCGAGCUCUCCGGUAACAAGAUUGGCACCACCAAGCGCGGCAUCGGCCCGGCCUACGCGUCCAAGGCGACCCGCAACGGCAUCCGCGUCGGGGACAUUCGGAACCCCGAGACGUUCGCGCAGAAGCUCAGGACGCUCGCCGCCGACGCCGCCGCGAGGUUUGAAGAUUUCGAGUACGACGUCGAGGCGGAGCUCGUCGCGUACCAGAAGUACGCCGAGCGCAUCACCCCGUUCAUCGCCGACACCGUGCACAUGAUCAACGAGGAGCACAAGGCGGGCAAGCGGGUGCUCGUCGAGGGCGCCAACGCCACCAUGCUCGACCUCGAUUUCGGCACCUACCCCUUCGUCACCUCGUCCAACCCGUCGCUCGGCGGCGUGUGCAGCGGCCUCGGGUUAGCGCCCAACAAGUUCGAGACGGUCAUCGGCGUCGCCAAGGCGUACACGACGCGCGUCGGCGCGGGACCGUAUCCCACCGAGCUCUUCGGCGAGCUCGCGGACGACCUCCGCGAGAAGGGGUACGAGUACGGCACCACCACCGGCCGCCCCAGGCGCAUCGGCUGGCUCGACGUCGUCGCGCUCAACUACGCGUCCGCCAUCAACGGGUUCACGCACCUCAACCUCACCAAGCUCGACGUGCUCUCCGGCCUGCCCGAGCUCAAGAUCGCCACCGCGUACAAGCUCGGCGACGGCACCGUCACGAACGCCUUCCCCUCGUCCAUCGAGGAGCUCGAAAAGGUUGAGUGCGUGUACGAGACGUUGCCCGGAUGGGAGGAGGACAUCUCCAAGAUGCGCGACUGGGACGAGCUCCCGGCGAAAUGCAAGGCGUACGUGGAGAAGAUCGAGGAGCUCACCGGCGUGGAGUGCAGGUACCUCGGCGUCGGGCCCGGGCGCGACGCGAUCGUCGUCAAGCCUUGA
Molecule: messenger RNA, 1275 nt
Organism: Micromonas commoda
Lineage: Eukaryota; Viridiplantae; Chlorophyta; Mamiellophyceae; Mamiellales; Mamiellaceae
Exons: 3
Coding region: 1-1275 (424 amino acids)
Biological process (GO): 'de novo' AMP biosynthetic process; IMP metabolic process
Cellular component (GO): cytoplasm
Molecular function (GO): adenylosuccinate synthase activity; nucleotide binding
Source: RefSeq, a predicted model, not a curated record